Messenger RNA from Mobula hypostoma (lesser devil ray), 6464 nucleotides. RefSeq names its product trans-2,3-enoyl-CoA reductase-like. Gene Ontology annotation, biological process: very long-chain fatty acid biosynthetic process. Lineage: Eukaryota; Metazoa; Chordata; Chondrichthyes; Myliobatiformes; Myliobatidae. The transcript is spliced from 12 exons. The record is from RefSeq and is a predicted model, not a curated record. Gene Ontology annotation, molecular function: oxidoreductase activity, acting on the CH-CH group of donors. Bases 104 to 1174 code for a protein of 356 amino acids.
UGACCUUUUGAUGAGUUGUAGGUCUCUGUGGCUAUUUAAACGUUAGAGAAUUGUCCUCUUAUUAACAAUCUGGUCUGGUUCAGGCAAGUUAAGCAGGUAGAGAAUGCAAGCACUUUGCAAAAGAAGAGCUCCAACCGAAGAGACCAUGGCACUUGGCAAACAACCUGGGCUGAAAUCAUUAUUUUCCCUGUCUCAGUUAGUUUUGACUUCAGGACAACUGGGGCAGGGUGUGAUACAAAAACAUUCGAGAGUUUCUUACUUAGAGGUGGAAAUUCUUGAUGCUCGGACAAAGAAGCAGAUUUGCAUCCUUGAAAAGAUCCUUCCUUCGUUUACCAUUGCUGAUGUUAAACACAAGUUUUACAAAAUUUGUCCACAGUGGUAUCCUUCACGAGUUGGCUUACAGCUUGAAUCCAAUGGUCCUCCAUUGAAGGAAACUAAAGUCAUUAAGAACCUUGCAACCUCCUCCAUUAUCACAUUAUACUUCAGAGAUUUGGGGACUCAGGUAAACUGGACCACGGUUUUUCUAACAGAAUAUAUCGGGCCCCUCUUAAUCUACCUGUUGUUUUAUUUUCGCUUGCCACAUUUGUACGAUAUGGAGGAUAAAAACUAUUGGAGCCGCCCACUUGUGGUACACUUAGCUUGCCUCUGCCACUCUCUGCAUUACAUCAAGCAAAUCCUUGAAACUCUCUUCUUGCACAACUUCUCUGAUGAGAAUACUGCCCUGAAGAUGAUGCUGAAGGGCUGUGCCUUUUACUGGGGAUUCACCACAUGGAUGGCUUAUUACAUCAAUCACCCUCUCUACACACCUCCCAGCUUUGGUAACAGACAAAUCAUUCCAGCCUUGGUCUGUUUCCUGGUCUGUGGAGCAGGGAAUUAUUUUACAAACGCUGCUAUAAUCCAGGUGCAUAAAGCAGGUACCAAGAAUCAUAUUGUCAGACCAACAUACAAUCCCUUCACAUGGCUUUUCAAACUGGUCUCCUGCCCAAACUAUACAUAUGAGAUGGGAGUAUGGAUUAGCUUCACUGUUAUGACCCAGACAUUUCCAGUUGCCGUCUUUGCUCUGAUGAUCUCUCUCCAGCUGAUAAUGUGGGCUCAAAGGAAACAUUACAAAUAUCAAAAGGAUAUUAAAAAUUAUCCCAGUUACAGAACCGCUUUGAUCCCAUUUGUACUGUAAACUCCUGACUUCAGUGCAUCUCGACUUUUGUACAUUGAGGUAAAGAGAGUGAAAGUUCAACUUCAAAGAAAAUAAAUGGAAGAUGUGGAAAGAUGGUGACCCACCUUUCACUGACUUGUACUGUUCCACAAGCUCAAGACCAAAUGAGGUAUCCCUGUUGUGAAAACAGAGAUGGUCAGUACGUCUGUGGCAGCACGAAAUAUGUAAACACAGAAAACUUUGUUGACAUAAGGAGGCAUAAAUUGCUGAAGAGUCGAUGAAAGUAAAUUUACUCUGAUUAGAUUCUGAAGACAAAUAUGGCCAGAAAUUGUCCACAGAUGUCAGGACAGUUUGAUUACUCUUGUUAAUCAUGAUUGAAUGAGUUGCAAUGAAACUACAGUACAUCCUACCAACUAGAAUCCUUGGCAUGCUUUUAUAUGACUUGAUUUACCCUGUUAAUAGGCAUUGAUCUUGUGAUACAGUAUAUCUAAGGAGGGUAAUUUAUGUCAAAUUGACAUUAUUCCAAGUCCUGAUUCUAUCCCAUCCUGACAAAGAUGCAAAAUCUCUCUGCACCUGGUAGUGAUGAAUUCCUGGAUGCUCCCUAAAGUUUAUUUCUCUCUCCCUGAGGAAAGAAAGAACUAAGAAAGAGAAAAAAUAUAUAUAGUAAAAUACUCACAACACCUCUAGAAACAACUCCUAACCUUUAAAAUUAGACUGGACAAUUUAAAUUAUUAAAUGUAUCAGUUUUUGUAAGAAUGAAUUCAAUAAUAGAGUGAUGCAAAUAAUCCAGGAACUGUUGGAGAUUUUCUAACCACAGGGUAACACUUUCUUGCCACUGCUUACUGGACAAAUUACACAUUCAUAAUGGAGAUCAUACAAUAUUUUAAUUUUCAGUUGGUUUUGUGCCAUUUACAUUGUGCACCACUGCCAAUUCACAGUCCCAACAAAAUGAGCAUGAGCACCAAUCCAAUUAAAGAUAUUGCUCUGAGAUGCUCCAUUUCAGCAAAUUCUGGCUCAGUAUCUUUCCUACUGGGGACCAUUUCAUUUCUAUCUAAUGGAACCUAUAAAUAGUGGGGACUGUGGAAAUACUCCAUGACUGGCAAAGCAGUUCUGGCUCACAGCUACCUAAGGUUUUGUUAAAUGAAAAUUCCUAGUCUUCCAGGAUUGGAUGUCGAAUUAGCAAUCAGAUGAUUCAGAAACAGUGAAGAGGUGAGUGAGCCAGAGAGUAUUGUUGUCAGCUCACACAUGGAUAUUGAUGACACAUUUUUGGAUGACGGCAAUGUGCAGAAGCAAGAAUGAAAGAUUAAAGAUAGGUCAUUGGAAAAUUCCCUAGAGUGUCAAUGGUCUGAUUCUCUGGCUAUGACCGGAUGGUUAUGAUUGGAAUCUUGCAUCUUUUCAGUGGAAGCGCGAUUCGAAAAGGACUCGAUAUCCAACUCUAUCCAAUGUACUGGUCAGUUGAGAAUGAUUAUCUUUAAUAUAUUCACAUCGGAUGCUGCUUGACAUUUUGGCUCAGUCUGCAUUAGACUGUGGCAGUGUGGAAACCUAAUAAGAGGGUUUCAAAUACGCUCGGUAGAGGGGAUGAAGAGAAUAUCUGUGAUAGAGUGAAAUAAUGUUAUUUAUUUGGUAAAUCUGUCUGCAAAGCAAUAGACACUGUAGAAUGGAGUGACACUAUAAUCCACUAGACCAAAUCAAUGUAGUCCAACCCUCUCACAGCAAUGGGGGUGGUAAUUUACAUUAAAGAACAGAAGAAAGGACCUUUCCUUCCUCUGAUGCUGAUAUGAUAAUUACAAACCAGCCUACAUUGAGACUUAUUCUUCUUAGCUGCUUGCACAGAAAGUUGUCAUUACGAAGCUAGUUUCUACCAAUGUUAUUUGCCCUGUAUAUGCUCUACAACUAGUCUUGAACCUAGCUAAACUACUUUAGUACAGUUACCGACAAUGUGACUUAACGUCCAGAACGUCUAUUCCAGAAAUGCAGCCUGAUUCACAGUAGAGCUAUUACAAUCCCAUCAGAAGGAUAGAAAGACCCAUCAUCUGUGCUAUUUAGUGGCAUUCAGUCAAAGUUGACUGCUCGGUGGGUUCAUUACAACCAAAGGGCAGAAUAUAUGCAUUCUGAAAGUCAGAGAAAGUGCAGAGGAAAUUUACAAGGACGUUUCCUGAGUUGGACACCGUACCUUAUGAGAAUAUGUUCCGUGAACUUGGCCUUUUUUCCUUGGAGUGAUGGAAAAUGGGAGGUGACCUGAUAGAGGUGUAUUAGUUGAUGAGGGGCAUUGAUCGUGUGGAUAGUCAGAGGGUUUUUCCCAGGGCUGAAAUGGCUAACACGAGGGGGCAUAGUUUUAAGGUGCUUGGAAAUAGAUACCAAGGGGAUGUCAGGGGUAAUUUUUUCAUACAGAGUAUAGUGGGUGCGUGGAAUGCACUGCCGGUGAAGGUGGUGGAAGUAGACACAAUAGGGUCUUUUAAGAGCCUCUUCGAUUGGUACAUGGAGCUUAGAAAAUAUAGGGCUAUCCACUAGGGAAAUUCUAGGCAGUCCCUAGAGCAGCUUACAUGCUCAGCACAACAUUGUGGGUCAAAGGACCUGUAAUGUGCUGUAAGUUUCUAUGUUCUAUGUUCAAUACUAUCCUAAAUAUUUCAUUAGAUCAGCAAAUCCCAUCUGAAAACUAACUUCCACAGUAUUUUACAACCAACCUUUGUACCACCUCUCUCUGAUCUUCUACAAAGACGGUGCUGGUAACACACAGCGAUGCUCUGCAGCAGCAAACAAAACUACUAACACGUCUACUAAAUAUACCUUUUCGGGCUUACGAUCAUUACGCUCCGCAGCCUGUAACUUCACAAUGGGAGGCGUGCUUUUGUACCAUCAGUGUGAUUGGCAUUUUUGGGGCACCGUGAAAUAUUUUGUGAACUGGACUGUCAGGAAUGCUGGUAUGGCUGCAGCAGCAAACUUGGGGCCUGACUGCAUCUCUGGGCUGGAGUAAAGCAGCAUGACUCAGGCAUGAGAGCUGAUAAUGGACUGAAGGUUGGCUAAUUUAAGCGCCGAGCCAGAUUAAAAAGACUAAGGGUGGAGGAUGAACUGGUGUUGAGCUCACUACUUUGAGAGGCUUGACUCACCUAAGCUCUAAACCUGGCUCCAGAGCUGUGACCUCCAGCCAUGGCGCUCCUGGACCAUCUGCUGUGCUGAUCUGGCUACAUGGCUGCAGACUUACUUUUAGAGACUCUGCAGUUCAUUUUCUGUGGAUUGUUUGUUUGCUAAUUUUUAUUAUUUGCAUGAUUUGUUCUUUCUUUUCACACAUUGGAUGUAUAACUGUCGUUGUGGUGUGGGGUUUGUCAUGAAUCCUAUUGUGUUUGUUUUGUAGCUGCCUGCAAAGUGACAAAUCUCCUGAUUAUAUAUGGUAUACAUACUUUGAUAAUAAUAAUUGUGCUUUGAUUGUCAAGCUUCAGCCAGGACUACCACCUCAUCCCCUAACCUCCUGAAAUCACAAUCAUUUAGCCACUGAGAUUUUAGCUAGCCUGGACUACUUGUGAAUUCCACCCCCCCCCCCACCCUGCCAAAAUCACUUUCCUCUGCUGCUUUGCAAACACUCUUAAAACUUUUUUGUGGAUUGUGCUUUUGUCAUCUUCCACUCCAUUAGCCCAUGGGAAUGCCUUUGCGAAUUCAGGUAAGUUGAAGUUUGGAACAGAGACUCUGAAACUUGGAUAAAUUUCAUAAAUUUUCAAGAAAUAGUGGGUCAAACCCAAAAACUCCUCGGCAAUGUGACAGUCUUGCUUAAUACUUCGACUCUAAACGUAGACACAUUAUUGCCUGUAGUAUCAGCUAUAAUAAAGUUAGGAGCACAAUGACCUCUAGAGUCAGAGCGUUUGGGGUUGAAGUUCCACAUCAGAAAUAUGAAGUUAGAAUUCUAGGCUGACAGCCAUGUAAAUUAUUGACACAGACCUGCAUUGUUGGAGUGUCAGCUUUUGGGUGAAACAUUACAUUGAGACCUUGUCUGUUUUCUAAGGUAGACAUAAAAGAUUGCACAUCAUUAUUUCAAAGAAGAUUACUGUCUGAGUGAUAUUUCUCUCUAGGUCCUCAUGACAAAAACUUCAAUGGUGACGGGCAAGUACUGCUGUGGCUUUGUGACAGUAUAAAUUGAUACUGAUCAUUAUUGCAGCAACUUGUGAUUUUGAACAUGCUUCUUUUGCAACAUUGAACACAAAUGCCUCGAAGUAUUUCUUCAGGAUGUUGUAAAAGGUGCCACAUAAAAGCACCUUGUCACCUCCCUAUUCUUCUUUCAGACAAUCUACCUCCUUGACAUGUUUGUGAUCUAAUGAUCCUGUCAUUUUCUGAGAGAUUUAUCUAUGUGGAAAACCACGGACUAUUACUGCAUAAACUCCAAUGUCAAUUCAUUAUGUCACUCACUUUGUAGCACUUUCCCGUCACCCAGUCACAGUUCAGGAAGUGCUAACGAGUAAGUUACAGCAGCUGAAGAGCUCACUCUUGUUUGAAAGACUAACUGAGUGCAAAGAUCAGUCGGCAUGACUCGAUGCAGCACAGUGAAUCAGCAGAUGCUUUAUUAUUUUCUCAGUGCUGUUUAGUUUUGCAGUGGACUAGGUCAAGACACGGACAAAGUUUGAUGCCUGUCUCAGAUGAGCUGAACCAUUCAAUAGGCACACUUGGAUGCACUGUUGUCAUCUAACAUUGCAAAACUCAAGAUAGUCUGUCAAUAAAACAAAGAAGGAUGAAUUUGCACUGUUAUAGUUCAGGCUGUCGGCCAAGGCUCUGUAAGAAUGACAUUGUAGAAUGUGUGCAAUGAUCAUGGAGAAAACUUGGAAGAAAUGAAGAACAUAUUUAGUCUUGUAUUCCUGAUGAUUAACAACUACCCUGAAUGCAAGCAAGCACCACAGACACAAAGGGACAAGACUGAAAAACAAAAGGCUGCACUUGCUGGAAUUCUGGAAUAAAACUAGAAAAUGCUGGAAAUAUACAGCAAGUCUGGCAGCAUCUUUGGAAAGAGCGACUGGGAUAACAUUUCCGGUCAAUGGUGAAUGAGAACGGUGUGUACUGCCUCUGCCCAGGUAUUCUGGUAGGUAUGAGCAAUUAAUUGCGUGCUGAAGAUUGAACGCAAGCCUUUACAUGUCUGUGGCAGAUUCAGUGCUCAAUACCAUGAAAGAAUAUCUUGCACUUAGAUUCUCAGAAUUGCAACUAAACACAGUUGCAUGUUUUUUAUAGUAAUAUCCCUUUUUUCAACAUGAAAUGAUAUUCAUAUUAAAUAAAUUAUUUUACUCUUUAAAAAAUUUUUGAUCAAUUAUUUAUAACUUAAUUGAACAGAUUUCAA